Messenger RNA from Salvia miltiorrhiza (redroot sage), 2268 nucleotides. RefSeq names its product pentatricopeptide repeat-containing protein At1g80270, mitochondrial-like. NCBI's taxonomy places the organism in Eukaryota, Viridiplantae, Streptophyta, Magnoliopsida, Lamiales, Lamiaceae. The coding region runs from base 143 to 2011 and encodes 622 amino acids. Gene Ontology annotation, cellular component: mitochondrion. The record is from RefSeq and is a predicted model, not a curated record. The transcript is spliced from 3 exons. Gene Ontology annotation, molecular function: protein binding.
GAAAAUAUACCCUAAGACUUCCAGGCUCGAUAUAAACCAGCCACGCGAAUAGGGUUUAUAUUAGGGUUUUAGGAAACUCGAGCUAUUUCACUGUCAUUCACUACUUCACUUCUAUCAAGAUCAGAGAUUUUGGAAAUACAUAAUGUGGGCAAUUCGUAGGGCCUCCAAUCAGUUCGGGAACAAAGGAUUACCCUCAAGGUCUGGUCGGAUUUUCCGUGGGAAAACAGAGCUUGCAGGAUGUUGUUCAGAGACUUCUACUGCUGCAAUAAUUGCACCUCGAGAAACAAUAUUUGAUGGGUUGCUGUCUUGUACGAGGUUUUAUAGCAAGUCAUCUGGUUUCCCAAAGUCAAACAAGGGAGUUCGCACUUUUUCGUCCCAGGUUGAUGCUAAGAGCAAUGGAGAGGACUUGGAGGAUGGAUUUUCAGAGCUUGAAACUCCGCACGACACAGUUGAAGAAGCUGCUUCUGGAGAUGAGAGUGAUGGUGGUCUGGGCUCUGGAUCAGAGCUGUCUGAGGAUGAAGGCAAUGCUGAUGGUGAGCUGAACGAAUUGGAAACACCUGGUCCCGAAACUGAUGUGAAAAAAAAAUUAACCACAGCUAAAGCUUCAUCGCCAAUGUGUAAGGCUAUCCUAGCUGAUCCAGCCUUACCAGUAAGCAAGGUUUUGGAUAAAUGGAUUGAAGAUGGUAAUGAAGUAACCCAAUCAGAGGCACUUCUAGCCAUGGAUACUCUUCGUAGACGGAGAUUAUAUGUGAAGGCCUUGCAGCUGUCGGAGUGGUUGGAAUCAAACAAACAUGCUGAAUUCACUGAUGCAAAUCAUGUUUCUCGAGUGGAUCUAAUUGCCAAAGUACAGGGCUUCUUUAAGGCAGAAAACUACGUUAAAAACCUUCCCGUGUCUCUCAGAACUGAAACUGUUUACCGCACUCUGUUGGCCAAUGCUGUGUCUGCCGCCAACGUGAGGAAAGCUGAGGAAUUGUUCAACAAAAUCAAAGGUUUAGGACAUCCUAUUUCGAGUUUCUCUUUCAACCAGCUGCUGCUUCUGUACAAGAGAAUUGAUAGGAAGAAAAUUGCUGAUGUGCUUCUGCUGAUGGAGAAGGAAAAUAUUAAACCAUCUGUUUUCACUUACCAGAUAUUGGUCGAUGUGAAAGGGCAGUCCAACGAUAUUACUGGGAUGGAACAAAUAGUUGAGACAAUGGUGGCUGAAGGGCUGAAACCCAGCUCCCAAAUUCAGACAUCCAUGGCACGGUACUAUGCUUAUGCGGGGUUAAAAGAUAAAGCCGAGGCUUUGUUGAAAGAGAUUGAAGGGGAUGGUCUGGAAAAGAAUCGCUGGUCUUGUCGUUUAUUGAUGCCUAUCUAUGCUACCCUCGGAAAGGCCGAUGAGGUUGAGAGGGUCUGGAAAUUCUGUGAAUCCGAGCCACGGUUCGAAGACUGCCUAGCUGCAAUCGAAGCUUGGGGGCAGCUCAAGAAGAUAGAAAAAGCUGAGGAAGCCUUUGACAGACUGGUGCAGAAGGUCAAGAAGCCCUCUACAAAGCAAUACAACGCUCUGCUAAAGGUCUAUUCGAAUCACAAGAUGCUGACGAAGGGGAAGGAGCUUGUGAACCAAAUGGCCAUCAGCGGAUGCCAUCUGGGGCCGCAGACGUGGGAUGCCCUCGUGAAGCUCUAUAUCGGGGCUGGAGAGGUCGAGAAAGCUGACUCCAUACUCGAGAAGGCCAUAAAGAAGAAGAUGGGGAAACCCAUGUUCUCUUCCUACCUUGCCAUCAUGGAUAAGUAUGCAGAGAGAGGAGAUGUGCACAAUGCGGAGAAGAUCUUCGAGAUGAUGAAGAACAGCGGCUAUGAGUCGCGUAUCCGUCAGUACCAGUCGCUUCUCAAUGCCUAUGUGAAGGCGAAGAAGCCGGCGUACGGGUUCAGGGACAGGAUGAAGGCAGAUAAUGUCUUCCCGAGCAAAGCGUUGAAUGCUGAGUUGCGGAAAAUCGACUUGUUCGGGAAGUCUCCGGUGGAUGAUCUGUUUGACUGAUUAGGAUGGCUUUUUGGUGCUUUCUUGGAUCAUUGCUAGUUUGUUGGAUGAAUCUGAAAGUGCUGUUGCUGCUGCUGAAUUUUCAUUGUUAUUUAGAUCAGUAUUUAUGUUCUGGAUUUUGGAACUGUAGUUAUCUCUGGUUUCCUCUCAUAUUAUCUUUGUUCGUGCUUAUCAAAUAUUAGCUCUUUUGGGAAGAGUAUGUAAUAACGCAGGAAAGUUGGUAGGUAUAAUAUAAUGAUAUACCGUCAGUACUAAAA